Molecule: messenger RNA, 439 nt
Organism: Nicotiana tabacum (common tobacco)
Lineage: Eukaryota; Viridiplantae; Streptophyta; Magnoliopsida; Solanales; Solanaceae
Product: chlorophyll a-b binding protein of LHCII type 1-like
Biological process (GO): photosynthesis, light harvesting
Cellular component (GO): membrane
Source: RefSeq, a predicted model, not a curated record
AUGCAAAUGCCUCUUUUCAGCGAGGGUGGACUUGACUACUUGGGCAACCCAAGUUUGGUCCAUGCACAAAGCAUCUUGGCUAUUUGGGCUUGCCAAGUUGUGUUGAUGGGAGCUAUUGAGGGUUACCGUGUUGCUGGUGGACCUCUUGGUGAGGUUACCGACCCACUCUACCCCGGUAGUAGCUUUGACCCAUUAGGUCUUGCUGAUGACCCAGAGGCUUUUGCUGAGCUCAAGGUAAAGGAGAUUAAAAACGGUAGACUUGCUAUGUUCUCCAUGUUCGGAUUCUUCGUUCAAGCUAUUGUCACUGGAAAAGGUCCAUUAGAGAACCUUGUUGAUCACCUUGCUGACCCUGUUAACAACAAUGCCUGGGCCUAUGCCACAAACUUUGUCCCCGGAAAGUAAAGUUCUUAAAAGAAGAGUCUCUUUUAGUAUCAGAUUG